CGGUCAGCGCGGCGGACGGGGUCGGACGGCGGCCCGGUUCCCAGGCCGCGACCAUGGCCGGCCCCUCCGCCUUCCUCCUCCUCUGGGCCUUCGGGGUCGCGCUGGGCUGCCCGGGCCCGCAGCGGGACCGGGAGCUGGUCCUGGCCAAAGCGCGGACCCUGCUGCUGGACGGGCUGGACGUCACCGUCUCCGCCGCCGGGAAGGACCAGGCCCGGACUCCAACCCGGUCCCGCCGCCAUGAGCCCCAGCGCCGGGAGGGCCCGGGGGAGGAUUGGUCUCAGGUUAUUCUCUUCCCGGCCCCAGGCAUGGACUGCCGCCGGGAGCCGGGGCCCUCCGUCCUCCCGUCCUACGUGUUCCGCCCGUCCGCCCGGACGCGCCGCCUCCGGCCCACGGCGGCCGAGCUCUGGUUCUACACGGGCCCUCCCGCAGCCAACGCCUCGGUCCCCUCGGCAUCCCUGCUGACCCCGUCCCCGGCCGGCGACCCGGAGCCGGUCCUCACGUCCCCGGGCCCGGCCGGCCGGGACUGGGCCGUGCUGCGCCUGGCCGCCCCGUCGCUCUCCCUCCUGAGCCGUCCGGUCCUGGUCCUCCUCCUGCGCUGCCCGGCCUGCCCCUGCCCGUCGGGGCCGGACACGUGGCCCUUCCUCGCGGCCCACACCCGGGCCCGGGGACCCUCCGAGGCCGGGCCGGGGGAGCGGGCCCGGAGGUCCCCUCACCCCCGCGGGCCUCCGGAGCGUCUGCAGCUGCGGCCGGAGGAGCCGGCCGGCCACCCCCGCUGCCGCCGGGCCUCCCUCAACAUCUCCUUCGAGGAGCUGGGCUGGGACCGCUGGAUCGUCCAUCCGGCCAGUUUCCUCUUCCACUACUGCCAGGGCGACUGCGGGGCCGAGCCGGGCCCGGGCCCCGCUCCCCUGCCCCGGCCCCCGGGGGUCCGGGCCUGCUGCGCCGCCCUGCCCGGCACCAUGAGGCCCCUGAGGGUCCGCACCACCUCGGACGGCGGCGACUCCUUCCAGUACGAGACCGUCCCCAACGUGCUGGCCCAACACUGUGCCUGCCUCUAGGACCUUCUUCCCCGCUUGGCGCCGUGUAAGCGCUUCGCGGAUGAGAGACGAAGCAGCGGGGCUCGGUGGAAACCAGUUGCCAACUUCCUUCCCUUCCCAAGCGCUUAGUCCAGUGCUCUGC
Messenger RNA from Tachyglossus aculeatus (Australian echidna), 1176 nucleotides. It is a transcript of the gene INHA, whose product is annotated as inhibin subunit alpha. Bases 54 to 1055 code for a protein of 333 amino acids. The transcript has 2 exons. Gene Ontology annotation, molecular function: growth factor activity; cytokine activity. Gene Ontology annotation, biological process: SMAD protein signal transduction. The record is from RefSeq and is a predicted model, not a curated record. Gene Ontology annotation, cellular component: extracellular region. Lineage: Eukaryota; Metazoa; Chordata; Mammalia; Monotremata; Tachyglossidae.